AUGUCAAGUAAGAAGGAAGAGAAAGCUCAGGUUGCAGCUGAUAGAAUCAAGGCUGCAGCAUUGACUGCUGCCAAAGGGCUUAGUCGAGCGCAAGCCGAACGUGCGGCAACUGCGGCUGCUCGAAAUGUUAAUGCUUACGGUCAGAAGGAAGAAGGGCCUAGCAGGUGGCAAGAGAAAAGGGAAGCUAAGAGACAGAUGUAUUUGAUGAGUACUGAGAAAGCUGUUAAAUUGGGUGUAAGGAAGGAACAUAAACCCACUAUGUCAACCAUUGGUGGGAAUGCACAGUGUCAAAAGUGUUACAGCGAUAAACACUGGACGUAUGAGUGCAAGGGCGAGCGGGUUUACAUUUCACGGCCUUCUCGGACCCAGCAACUUAAAAACCCUAAGUUGAGGGUGAAAGUGUCGGAAGUGACUAUGGAAAGUGAUUUGGGUUAUAAUAAUAAUCGGAAUGAUGCUAAGGAGGAAAAAGUUAGAGUGAGUCCCAAAAAGACCAAGAGGAAGCAUCGGUCGGCUCCUGGUAGUGAUAGUGAGGAUUCAGUAUUUGAGACUGAUAGUGGAAGUGGAUCAUCGUCUGUUACUGGGUCAGAUUAUUCUUCUGAGAGUAGUUCAGGUUCCAGUUCAUCAUCUGAUUCAGAGGAAGAAAGGAGACGGAGGAAGAGGAGGAGUUUGAAGAAGAAGCAGAGUGAGAAGAAGAGCAAAGGAAAAAGCAGGAGGUACAGUACAUCAUCUGAAUCGUCUGAUUCAGAUUCUGGUUCAGACUCUGAUUCUGAUGAUAAAAGCAGCAAGAGGAAGAAGAGGCACAGUCGAAGACGUUGA
Messenger RNA from Vicia faba (fava bean), 816 nucleotides. Lineage: Eukaryota; Viridiplantae; Streptophyta; Magnoliopsida; Fabales; Fabaceae. The record is from the annotation of a GenBank genome assembly.